Molecule: messenger RNA, 4385 nt
Organism: Rhinopithecus roxellana (golden snub-nosed monkey)
Lineage: Eukaryota; Metazoa; Chordata; Mammalia; Primates; Cercopithecidae
Gene: RALBP1
Product: ralA binding protein 1
Exons: 10
Coding region: 248-2215 (655 amino acids)
Biological process (GO): small GTPase-mediated signal transduction; endocytosis; positive regulation of GTPase activity
Cellular component (GO): membrane
Molecular function (GO): GTPase activator activity; small GTPase binding
Source: RefSeq, a predicted model, not a curated record
CGCGCUGGACCGGCUCGUCCUGUUCCGUCCCAAUCAUUGUAAACAGGCGGAGGCUGGGCGGGGUGGGAAUGGGGCGCCCGAGGCCGGCCUGGGGCGCAGCGCAGGAGGCGGCUCCGGUGGCUGCGGCGGCAGAGUGAGCGCGAGGAGGCGGAGGCUGCGGCGGGGCGGGCGGUCGCGCGGCGGCAGGCACAGGUGUAAUGGAUAGGUAACAGAGAAGACCUCGUCCCUUCCUAGUCAGGGCAUCAGCAUGACUGAGUGCUUCCUGCCCCCGACAAGCAGCCCCAGUGAACACCGCAGGGUGGAGCAUGGCAGCGGGCUUACCCGGACCCCCAGCUCUGAAGAGAUCAGCCCUACUAAGUUUCCUGGAUUGUACCGCACUGGAGAGCCUUCACCUCCCCAUGACAUCCUCCAUGAGCCUCCUGAUAUAGUGUCUGAUGAUGAGAAAGAUCAUGGGAAGAAAAAAGGGAAAUUUAAGAAAAAGGAAAAGAGGACUGAAGGCUAUGCAGCCUUUCAGGAAGAUAGCUCUGGAGAUGAGGCAGAAAGUCCUUCUAAAAUGAAGAGGUCCAAGGGUAUCCAUGUUUUCAAGAAGCCCAGCUUUUCUAAAAAGAAGGAAAAGGAUUUUAAAAUAAAAGAGAAACCCAAAGAAGAAAAGCAUAAAGAAGAAAAGCACAAAGAAGAAAAACAUAAAGAGAAGAAGUCGAAAGACUUGACAGCAGCUGAUGUUGUUAAACAGUGGAAGGAAAAGAAGAAAAAGAAAAAGCCAAUUCAGGAGCCAGAGGUGCCUCAGAUUGAUGUUCCAAAUCUCAAACCCAUUUUUGGAAUUCCUUUGGCUGACGCAGUAGAGAGGACCAUGAUGUACGAUGGCAUUCGGCUGCCAGCCGUUUUCCGUGAAUGUAUAGAUUACGUAGAGAAGUAUGGCAUGAAGUGUGAAGGCAUCUACAGAGUAUCAGGAAUUAAAUCAAAGGUGGAUGAGCUAAAAGCAGCCUAUGACCGGGAGGAGUCCACAAACCUGGAAGAAUAUGAGCCUAACACUGUAGCCAGUUUGCUGAAGCAGUAUCUGCGAGACCUUCCAGAGAACUUGCUUACCAAAGAGCUUAUGCCCAGAUUUGAAGAGGCUUGUGGGAGGACCACGGAGACUGAGAAAGUGCAGGAAUUCCAGCGUUUACUCAAAGAACUGCCAGAAUGUAACUAUCUUCUGAUUUCUUGGCUCAUUGUGCACAUGGACCAUGUCAUCGCAAAGGAACUGGAAACAAAAAUGAAUAUACAGAACAUUUCUAUAGUGCUCAGCCCAACUGUGCAGAUCAGCAAUCGAGUCCUGUAUGUGUUUUUCACACAUGUGCAAGAACUCUUUGGAAAUGUGGUACUAAAGCAAGUGACGAAACCUCUGCGAUGGUCUAACAUGGCCACGAUGCCCACACUGCCGGAGACCCAGGCGGGCAUCAAGGAGGAGAUCAGGAGACAGGAGUUUCUUUUGAAUUGUUUACAUCGAGAUCUGCAGGGUGGGAUAAAGGAUUUGUCUAAAGAAGAAAGAUUAUGGGAAGUACAAAGAAUUUUGACAGCCCUCAAAAGAAAACUGAGAGAAGCUAAAAGACAGGAGUGUGAAACCAAGAUUGCACAAGAGAUAGCCAGUCUUUCAAAAGAGGAUGUUUCCAAAGAAGAGAUGAAUGAAAAUGAAGAAGUUAUAAAUAUUCUCCUGGCUCAGGAGAAUGAGAUCCUGACUGAACAGGAGGAGCUCCUGGCCAUGGAGCAGUUUCUGCGCCGGCAGAUUGCCUCAGAAAAAGAAGAGAUAGAACGCCUCAGAGCCGAGAUUGCCGAAAUUCAGAGUCGCCAGCAGCACGGCCGGAGCGAGACCGAGGAGUGCUCCUCCGAGAGCGAGAGUGAGAGCGAGGAUGAGGAGGAGCUGCAGAUCAUUCUGGAAGACUUACAGAGACAGAACGAAGAGCUGGAAAUAAAGAACAAUCAUUUGAAUCAAGCAAUUCAUGAGGAGCGUGAGGCGAUCAUCGAGCUGCGCGUGCAGCUGCGGCUGCUCCAGAUGCAGCGGGUCAAGGCCGAGCAGCAGGCGCAGGAGGACCAGGAGCCUGAUUGGCGCGGGGGUGCCGUCCAGCCGCCCAGAGACGGCGUCCUCGAGCCAAAAGCAGCUAAAGAGCAGCCAAAGGCAGGCAAGGAGCCGGCGAAGCCAUCGCCCAGCAGGGACAGGAAGGAGACGUCCAUCUGAGCAGCCUGCGCGGCCAUCUGGAGUCCGCAAGACUGAAAGGACCCUUGCAUCUUAUUGUAACCCGGGGGCCAGGCCGGCUCUCCCACUGUACAUUCUGUAAAGGUGUCUCCUCUUCUCAGACUCUUCCUCUGUCACACGUCUGACUCCUUCACGUCAGGCUCAGGUUCCAUGGGAGGACGAAGCAGUGGACACAUUGUGGGCUUUAGGGACAGAUGAGUUUUCCAGAUAGUGUCAGCUUAUUUGAAGAUUAAUUUUCUCUGUUAACUUAAAAUAACUAUUUUAACCCUUGAGUGGCUUCUUUUUAAACCAAAAAUCGUCUGUCUUUGCUUUUUUAUCACAGCAGAAUCAGGAUCUCUUUGUCAUUCAAGGGGGUAACCACACCAGGUCAGCGCUGCACCUGCUGUGGCCGCCGCGAGCCACACCCUCCGGGAUCUCUGGUACCGUCAUUCUUGCUUGUGCCUUCCACACCUUCUCGGUGCAGAUCCCUGUGGGGGAGCUGCCUCGUGUUCUCUGGUCAGAGCAGCGCCUGGUGGGUGUUCCCUGGCCCACCCGCCUCUCUCUCUCUGCAGUUCCAAACCGCAGUCCAUAAGCCCGAGUCACCAGGACGGCCUAUCUGGCCACAGACGGGCUGCCUGUGGAGCCCGGCCACCCGCCCCGGGCAGCGCAGGCCUGCGGGGAGGAGGCCGCCCGUUCCCGUGGGUUCCUCACUGCGGGGACCAGCAAAGGUCUUCUCACUGGGUUGGUCAGAGGUAGUCACCUUGGCCUGGUGCAUCCACAGAGGAUGUUGCUCCAACCAGAAAUCUUUUAAACGACUGACCUUCCUUAAAAACGGAAUGACUGAUUGCUUGCUUGGGCUAGAAUGUACACGUCUCUUUGCCUGAAUAAGCCAUAUACAUGCUCUUAAACAAAAGUCUGAAAUUAUCCGUAUCGUCUCAGUGAACCUACUGGUGGACUGACUCCCAAUUGACAAGAUUGAGCAAUAGAAAAAAAUUCCUUUCCUUUGAAUGGUAACUGUGAUUCGCCCCACCCCAUUUUCCUGUUGCUGGUCCAUCCGGUGAGACAUGAGACGGAUGUUCUGAUGCGCUGAGGCCUCUGGGAGGCUGGGCCCUGGAGGCGACGUGCUGCAGGUGCGCGGCCAGAGUGAAUAGCACCGCGAGACUGGCCAGGCUCGUGGCUCGGAAGACAAACCCCACACACACUCAAGGGGAUGAACGCAAACCCCACCCGAGGGCGCUCUCCUCCUCCUCCUAGGUAGUAUUUAUUUUCAGCACCUGUUUGAUGCAGUUUUUAAUCCUCUACCUAUUGCACUGUUGUGACUCGUUGGCCAUUAUUUGAUUUUUGUACGAAAAAAAGCUUUGUUAUAGAAAUCAGCAUACUAUUUUUUUAAAUCUGGAGAGAAGAUAUUCUGGUGACUGAAAGUAUGGUCGGGUGUCAGAUAGCGAUGUGCAAAUGCCUUCUUGCUGUCCUGUCGGUCUCAGUACAUUCACUUUGUAGCUGCUGGCAAUAUCGAAGGUUCCUUUUUUGUUUGUGUAAACUCUAAUUUCUAUCAAGGUGUCAUGGAUUUUUAAAAUUAGUAUUUCAUUACAAAUGUCUCAGCAUUGGUUAACUAAUUUUUGCCAGGACCGUUAUUGAUCAAACAAAUAAAUUCAACAGCCAUUUGGGAAAAAGAAAAGCUUCUAGUGUUUUUGUAUACAUUCUUUCUGUGAGGAGACUGAGAACUCUGCGGCUAGUGAGGAGGUGGUUGAGGUACUUCUUCACGGCCAAGGGGGAACACAGUGUUUUGUUUUCAGCUCACUUUGUACCCCUCACCUCUGCAGACACGGGGAGAACCCCUGACCCCUGGCAUGCAUGCUGGCCGCGGCGUGCCUCCCUUCCACAAGCCCACGCUGCUGCAGAGGCAGCCUGUGUUUGCAAAACCCAGUGGACGGGGUUGGGUCUGCGGUCUGAGCAGCUCCUGGCUCCGGUGGGAACUGCAUACAAGUCCACUGGCCUGGCUUGGCCCCAGGCAUUGCCAUUUACAGACAUUUCCAUUUCACACGGUAAAUGAGGACUCAGCACAGCCAACCAUAAUUAACAUGUCUGGGAUAGACUGGUCUAGAAUAAAAAUGAAGUUUCCAUUGCUUUUUUUGCUUUAAAAAUUCCACAAUUAAAAUAUGUCAUUGAAAGCUUA